Messenger RNA from Panicum virgatum (switchgrass), 3099 nucleotides. RefSeq lists its product as uncharacterized. The record is from RefSeq and is a predicted model, not a curated record. The transcript has 3 exons. NCBI's taxonomy places the organism in Eukaryota, Viridiplantae, Streptophyta, Magnoliopsida, Poales, Poaceae. The coding region runs from base 16 to 2769 and encodes 917 amino acids.
GCUCCCAGCACGGCAAUGGCCGAGGAUGGCGCGGCACAGCCGCCGCAAAGUGACAAGAACAGUAGCCAGCCGGCGGAGUACCAGCUGAAGGAGUACCUGCUGCUUCUUGCCACCCUGGUGGCGACGGUGACCUACGCGGCGGGGCUCAACCUGCCGUGGGGCUCCUGGCUGGAGGACGCGCCGGCGGAGGGGCGGCUCGCCGGCGACUCCAUCCUCCGGGAGACAAACUACACGCGCUACAUCGUCUUCUACUACUUCAACGCCAUCUCCUUCGCGGCGUCGCUCCUGGUCGGCCUCCUCCUCCUCCUCCUCCACCGGGACGGCAAUAACUGGAGCGGCUGGCUGCUCCCGCUCGUGAGGACGGUGAUGGUCGUCGACCUGCUCGGCCUCACGGGCGCCUACGCCGUCGGUGGCAGCCACGACGGCUUCACCACCGCUUCCGCCUCCGUCCUGGCCUCCGCCGUCUUCGCCUACGUCGCCGUCGCCUUCCUGAACUUCGCCGUACGCCGCCUGCUCCACCGCGGAGGUGGCGCCGCCGCCAACCAACAAGCUCAGGGAGACGUGCCAUCGGUAACGGAGAAGGACGAGCUUGGCCGGCACAAGAUCCUGAUGGUGCUCGCCGUCUUCGCGGCGACCAUCGCGUACGUGGCCGGGCUGAACCCGCCGGGAGGCUUCUGGCGGAGCGCCGAGGAAGGGCACCACGCCGCCGCCGACCCGGUGCUGCAGCGCCUCCACCCCAACCGCUACAAGGCCUUCUUCUUCUGCAACACCGCCGCCUUCGCUGCGUCCCUGACCGCCAUCAUGAUCAUCGUGGAUUACGCCAAUCUCGACCUCAAGCGGAUGAAGUUCCGAGCGAGGGAUUACGCGCUGUAUGGGCUCAUCGUCACGGCGCUCUUGGGCCUCGGCGGCGCCUACGCCGCCGGGAGCUGCAGGGACAGCAAGCACACCGGAUAUGUUGUCGGCCUGAUUCUCCCCGUCGCUGUCUGCAUUUAUUUCCAGUAUGUUGCUGCGAAGAGCUCUUGCAUUAAGAACAUCAAGGAUUGGUACGACAGACGGAUUGAAGCAAACAAGAAAUCGCCCAACAAAUAUAACCUUAUCAGUGCUCUUAGUGCGAUUGUUACGGAGGCUAGCAUACGUGACGACCUGAAUAGAGCUCGUGAAAACAUCCAGUUGCUUGCCAUUCUUGCGGCGACCAUCGCUUACACGGCAGGACUAGAUCCACCUGGUGGUGUAUGGGCGUCCAAAGGGGAUGGUUACAAUGUAGGAGACCCAAUACUCCUCACAACUCAUCCUGGGCGUUACAAGGCCUUCUUCUACUUCAACUCGGCGGCUUUCGUGGCGUCACUGGUCAUCAUGGUGAUGUUGCAGAGUAAAAAUCUAGCUGAAAGCCACGCGCUGAAGGCGGCCAUGAUACUAGAUCUGUUCGGUCUCAUAGGUGCAUAUGCUGCUGGGAGUUGCAGGGACACAAGCACCUCCAUUUACACGGUCGCCUUGGCAGGCGGUGUCCUCAUCUACGUGGUUAUCCACAUUGUGUUCUUCACACCAGAGAGCACAUCAAGCAAGAACGAAGAACAGCUGGAGUACAAGCGUAAGGUGUUGCUCCUUCUCGCAAUCUUGGCUGCCACACUCACCUACCAGGCCGGCUUGACCCCUCCAGGGGGCUUGUGGGAAACUGGGCACCGCGCCGGCUUCCCGAUCCUCCAAGACAAGUACCCUCUCCGUUACAAGGCAUUCUUCUACUGCAAUGCAGCAAGCUUCAUGGCGUCCGUGGCUCUCAUCAUCCUCCUGCUCAACGCCAAUAUGUAUAAGCCAGGCAUACGGUGCUAUGCACUCGUUGUCUGCAUGGUGGCCGGCAUGGUCGGACUCAUGUGCGCCUAUGCUGCUGGGAGCUCCAUGCAUCUGCGAACCUCCAUCAUCGUGCUGGUAUUGCUUGCUGCCGUCACCGCAAUCCUAGUCAUUCUAGCUAUCAGACUCUUUGUGGAGAAGCUAAGAUCUGCCGCCGAAGCUCGAAAAGCCAAGGAAAAUCCAAAUGAUCUUGAACAGCAACGACACAAUCACAAUGGCGUCAACAAACCCAUCACCCCCAACAAUAAUGAUCCAAAACCCAAUGCCAGUGAUCCAAAAGCCAGUGCCAGUGAUCCAAAACCCAAUAAUACCAAUGAUCCAAAACCCACUGCCAGUGAUCGAAAACCGAGUAAUGCCAGUGAUCCAAAACCCAAUAAUGCUAGUGAUCCAAAACACUGUCCCCCUGCUGAUCAGGAGGAUCUGGCGGAAACUGCCAUGUACCUGAUGCUGGUAGGAAUACUGGCUGCGAGCGUGACCUACCUGACGGGCCUGAAACCACCCGGUGGCAUGUGGAGGGAUGACGACAAUGGACACUCUGCAGGCAACCCGGUCCUCUACGACAUCAACAAGCAACGGUACAAUGCUUUCUUCUACUGCAACUCCACCUCCUUCGUGGCUUCCAUCACCAUCAUCGCCUUGCUGCUGCUCCAAUGGAUGGCGACAUUUUUUGGGAAACCAGUACUGUCUCUUGGGCCGAUGCACACAGCCAUGGUACUUGACAUGCUCGCCCUCCUGGGUGCCUACGCUGCGGGAAGUGAUCGGGAGUCGAGCAGAUCCUGGAAGGUCAUCCUGCUCGUCCCCUUAGUGGUCUUGGUCAUCUUUCUCUUUUGGUUCAUCUGUGGGAACAAACAGGAGGAGCCGACGAAGCCGAAAACCAGAGCCGCAUACGAAGCCGAUGCCUCGGUUACUAGAUUUGACCACUAGCACGCACGGACCAAUGGAAAAUAAUGGACAUGCUUGAGAGGGUCCGUUGUUGGAUGUGCCACGCUGAGCUACUUACAGGUUGACUUUCAAUUAAGGAAUAACCACCACUCUACUACACAAAUACCAGCUGUUGACACAGUCGUUUGCUUGCCUUAAGUAUUUUCUGAAGCAGGAGUCCAAAUGCCGAGUUAUUUGCUCAUGUAUGUGUAAUCUUUAUUUCCCCAAUGUCAUUUUAUUUGGAACCAAGCCACAUGUAUACAUCGAGUUGUCAGUCGUUUAUAAUGCAUUAAACUUUUGUAACGGACACUUGAGGCCCGUUACAAGGCCCAA